AAGGCGGUGUCAAAAGAAUUUAUGGAAGGAUUGAACAUAGCAAACGAGGGAGAGCAAAAUGUCAAGGGUAACUCUUAGGUUCUCCUGAGAUGAUGUGUGGCUGGCUGAGAUGGCAAAAAUAGGGUGGGGUGGAUUAGAUGAGGAUGUUUUUCUUUGGGGGUGUUUUGCAGUGGAGUUAUAGUUGAAGAAUUUAUUUUGGACUUAUUAAGGCUGAAGUGCCUGUAAGACACGUAAACCAAGGUGUCAGGGAGGCAGUUAGAUACACAAGUCUGGAACCCAAGGAGCAGUUCUGAGUGGGAAGUAAUUUGGGAGUUCUCAGCAUAGAAUGCCAUGGGAUUGGAUGAGAUGACUUAGGGAGGAAUGUGGAGAGAGAGGGGGACACUUGAGAAAUACCACUAUUUGGAGGUUGCAUAUUGAAGGUUUACCUCUUUCAUAGUUCAGUGCUAAGCUUGUUGAGAGGGUGGGAUCAGUCACCUGCCCUUCUGUGCCUGGAAAAUCUUUGCUAUUUCAUUCCACAAGGCAAAAUUGGCCUCUUAGCUCUGUGGCUUUUUGAACGCUUUAUAUGUGAUUCAGUGGUAACAGUUAUGUUGUGUUUUAUUUAUUUUUUUUUAAAAAACAUUUUAAUGUUUUAUUUAUUUUUUGAGAGAGAGUGUGUGUGAGCAGGGGAGGGGCAGAGAGAGAGGGAGACACAGAAUCCGAAGCAAGCUCCAGGCUCUGAGCUGCCAGCACAGAGCCCGACGUGGGGCUCGAACCCAUGAACCCACAAGAUCAUGACCUGAGCUGAAGUCGGAUGCUUAACCAACUGAGCCACCCAGGCGCCCCGAUUAUGUUGUGUUUUAAUUUUGUUUGCUUCUACUCCACCACUUUGAAUUUCUUUUUCAUAUAUUUUAUUCAACGCAGUAGCUUUCUAGCAGAGUGUAUAGGUAUGCAGUAUGUUUCAAGUCCAAGGUGUGAAAUUGUAAGAAGGCCAUCAAAAUGUGCCAGAAAGGAUUAAGAAUGAGAAUCAUUUGGGAAAGAAGAACUGCUACAAUGGAAGUUAAAGGGAAAAAAAAAAUCACAGGAAAAGAUGUGAAGACCUCACAAGAAAAAAACAUAUUUCAUAAAAACAGUGGUUCUGGUUCGUCAAAGACCUUUCCAAGAAAAGUUGUCAAGGAAGGUGGACCUAAAAUCACACCUAAGAACUUCGAGAAAUGUGCCACAAAACCCGGGAAAAAAGGUGUAAAGCAGUUCAAAAAUAAGCAGCAAGGGGAUAAAAUACCAAAGAACAAAUUCCAGCAGGCAAAUAAAUUCAACAGGAAGAGAAAAUUCCAGGCAGAUGGUAAAAGUGAUGAAUCAGCGGCCAAGAAACCGAAGUGGGAUGACUUCAAAAAGAAGAAGAAGGAACUGAAACAGAGCCGACAACUCAGUGAUAAAACCAACUAUGACAUCGUUGUUCGUGCGAAGCAGAUUUGGGAGACCUUACGACGAAAAGACUGUGACAAAGAAAAGAGAGUCAAGUUGAUGGGUGAUUUGCAGAAGCUGAUUCAAGGGAAGAUUAAAACAAUGGCAUUUGCUCAUGACUCCACUCGUGUGAUCCAGUGUUACAUUCAGUAUGGUAACGAAGAACAGCGAAAACAGGCUUUUGAGGAGCUGCGAGAUGAUUUUGUCCAAUUGAGUAAAGCUAAGUAUUCCAGAAAUAUUGUUAAGAAAUUUCUCAUGUACGGGAGUAAGCCGCAGAUUGCAGAGAUCAUGAGAAGUUUCAAAGGGCACGUGAGGAAGAUGCUGCGGCACGCGGAGGCGUCCUCCAUCGUGGAGUACGCGUACAAUGACAGGGCCGUCUUGGAGCAGAGGAACAUGCUGACGGAGGAGCUCUACGGGAACACGUUUCAGCUCUACAAGUCUACGGAUCACCCAACUCUGGACAAAGUAUUAGAGGUACAGCCCAAAAAGCUAGAGCUUAUCAUGGAUGAAAUGAAGCAGAUUCUAACUCCAAUGGCCCAGAAGGAAGCUGUGAUUAAGCACUCAUUGGUGCAUAAAGUAUUCUUGGACUUCUUUACCUACGCACCUGCCAAGCUAAGAUCAGAAAUGAUCGAAGCCAUCCGCGAGGCGGUCAUAUACCUGGCACACACACACGAUGGCGCCAGAGUGGCCAUGCACUGCCUGUGGCACGGCACGCCCAAGGACAGGAAAGUGAUUGUGAAAACAAUGAAGACUUACGUUGAAAAGGUGGCUAAUGGCCAGUACUCCCAUUUGGUCUUAUUGGCGGCAUUUGAUUGUAUUGAUGAUACUAAGCUUGUGAAGCAGAUAAUCAUAUCAGAAAUUAUUAGUUCCUUGCCUAACAUAAUAAAUGACAAAUACGGAAGGAAGGUCCUCUUGUAUUUACUGAGCCCCAGAGAUCCUGCACACACAGUGCGGGAAAUUAUUGAGGUUCUGCAGAGAGGAGAUGGGAACGCACACAGUAAGAAGGACACCGCCAUCCGCCGUCGAGAGCUCCUGGAGGCCGUCUCUCCGGCUUUGUUAAGCUACCUGCAAGGACACGCCCGCGAAGUGGUGCUGGAUAAGUCUGCGUGCGUGUUGGUGCCCGGCAUUCUGGGAGCUGCCACGGAAGACGUCCAGCCCGCCAUGAGCGCCAUCGCCGGCUUGGCGGCCGCAGAGUUGCACCCGGGCGGCCAGGACGGAGAGCUUCACGUCGCAGAGCAUCCUGCGGGACAUCUCGUUCUCAAGUGGUUAAUAGAGCAAGAUAAGAAGAUGAAAGAAAGUGGAAGAGAAGGUUGUUUCGCAAAAACACUUGUAGAGCAUGUUGGUGUGAAGAACCUGAGGUCCUGGGCCAGUGUAAACCGAGGUGCCAUUAUUCUUGCUAGCCUUCUCCAGAGCUCCGAUCAAGAAGUUGCAAACAAAGUCAAGGCUGGACUCAAAGGCCUCAUUCCCACAUUGGAGAAAAACAAAAAUGCCAGCAAAGGAAUAGAAACGUUGCUUGAAAAACUGGCCGCAUAGUGGAGAUAGUUAAGAACAAGAUGGAAUCUUCUUUCCUGUUCUCUUUUCCCAGAGCGGGAAAGAAGGGCCAGGGGCCGCCUUCCUGGGAGUCUGGGUGCUCUGUAUAUGUGCUUUUUCUUUGUAUAAGAGUCUAUUUAUAAAACAGUUUUCUAAAAA
Molecule: messenger RNA, 3129 nt
Organism: Leopardus geoffroyi (Geoffroy's cat)
Lineage: Eukaryota; Metazoa; Chordata; Mammalia; Carnivora; Felidae
Gene: PUM3
Product: pumilio RNA binding family member 3
Exons: 18
Coding region: 976-2973 (665 amino acids)
Biological process (GO): regulation of translation
Cellular component (GO): nucleolus
Molecular function (GO): mRNA binding
Source: RefSeq, a predicted model, not a curated record